Molecule: messenger RNA, 1089 nt
Organism: Medicago truncatula (barrel medic)
Lineage: Eukaryota; Viridiplantae; Streptophyta; Magnoliopsida; Fabales; Fabaceae
Product: probable ribonuclease P/MRP protein subunit POP5
Exons: 4
Coding region: 161-622 (153 amino acids)
Biological process (GO): tRNA 5'-leader removal
Cellular component (GO): multimeric ribonuclease P complex; nucleolus; ribonuclease MRP complex
Molecular function (GO): ribonuclease P RNA binding
Source: RefSeq, a predicted model, not a curated record
UUGUCCUCCUCUCACAAACCGACACAUGCAAAUAAACCGUUAGAUUGAAUAGGUGCACUGAACUUACAGUAGAUUCUCUGCACCCUAAUAUUACCCCAUCUCUCUCUGCGCUCGUUCGCUAUCGUCGUCUAGGUUGUGCGAUUCUCACAGGAAAAGGGUGAUGGUGUUCAAAAACAGAUACAUGGUGAUGGAGGUUUUUAUGAAUCCUAACAAGGACCAAGCGGCGGGUGAUUCUAUUAUAAUUACACAGUUUAAUGUCUCGAAUGCAAUAAAAGAUAGCAUCUUGGUGAAUUUUGGGGAGUGUGGUUUGGCUGCAUCAUUGGGAUCAUUUCAGGUCAAGUAUGUGAAUCCAAUCACUAAUGUGUGCAUCAUUAGGGCUUCAAGAGAAGAGUAUGAAAAAGUAUGGGCUUCCAUCACAAUGGUCAGAAGUAUUGGAAAUUUCCCAGUUGUGUUUAAUUUGCUUGAUUUAUCUGGAAAUUUACAGGCUACUAAAACUGCUGCAUUAAAGUGCGAGGAAGCAAAAUUUGAGCAGUUCAAACUUAUGGUUGGUGAUCGAUUAUCAGCUGAGGAUACACAUCGCAUGAAUAAUCAUCUUGCUAAGAUCGAAGUUUUGGAGCAUUGAAUAUUUCGUCUGUGUUCAAUCACAAAUUGGCCACAACUCUUGGAAGUUUAAAUCGCUAAUUGUAAUCACAAGGUUAAUUUUAUCUAUGCUAGUUAUGUGCAUACUCUCUUUGCAGAAAAUGCAUUGUAGUUUUCCUAGCAUAUGGUGUAGUUACAACUUUAACCAAUGAGUGAAGAGGCUUGUGAAAAUUUCAAGACUAUCUAUAGUUACAGGCUUACAGGGGACAUGGUGCUAGCUCCAUUGUAACCAUGAUUGGUAUAAGCUCCAUCAUGCUAGCACAGACAGACAUGGAUGAUAGACGUUCCUGACUAACAAAUUGAAGCAAGCUAGUGUACUAGUCUUAAUGUAGCAAUGUCAUCUAUUCUAUUUAUGAGUAUUAUGUUUUCAAGAACCAUACUGUUAUUCAGAAAAUGCUUGAAAAAUUUUGAGUGGUAACUACAGAUGAUAUUUUGAUCACUUGUUUUUUA